AUGUCCAUUCCAUCUACAAGGGAAAAGUCAGUAGAGACUGUGUCAGAGAAGGAUGAAGAUCUCCUUACUCCACCAGACGGAGGCCGUGGAUGGCUUAUUGUCUUUGGUUCUUUCCUGGGCCUUUUUUCGAUCUUUGGUUACAACUAUUCAUGGGGUAUCUACCUCAACUAUUACAACAAAAAUGUUUAUGUAGGGAACAUGAGCCAGCUGUCCUGGAUUGGUUCCAUCUGUGUAUCGCUCUUCUUUGUCCUCGGGCCUAUCAACCAGCUUGUCAUUAGUCGUAUGGGAUAUAAAUACAUGCUUGUCACAGGCACCGUUCUCUGCACUGCUGCCCUUAUUUUGGCUUCAUUUGCCCAGCAGGUCUGGCAUAUAUUCUUGACUCAGGGCGUCCUCUUUGGCUUUGGUGCUUCCUUUGUAUGGUUCCCCUGUAUUGGUGCCCCUCAGCAGUGGUUCUCGGAAAGACGUGGCCUGGCAGUCGGUCUGGCCAUGUCUGGUUCGGGUAUCGGUGGUCUUUGUAUCUCGAACAUUAGCCAGGCAGUAAUCAAUAACCUGGGUUACAGAUGGGCACUGCGAAUCAACGGUAUCAUCGUCUUUGUUCUGCUUUCGAUUGCAUCUCUCCUUGUCCGUCCUUUGGGUACCAGUAAACAAACAGGUGGAAAUGGACAAUUGAUCAGCUGGUACCUAUUCAAGAACCCUAUGUUCUCUAUUAUGUUUGUCCACGGUCUCAUUACAACCUUUGGUUACAUGACCCCAUUUUUCUUGCUCUCUUCCCAUGCAAAUUUCCUUGGACUUGACCCAUGGGUUGGUACUAAUCUGUCGGCGAUUAUGUCGGCUGUCAACGCAGCAUCCCGUAUCUGUACUGGUUACAUGGGUGACAGAAUCGGCCGAUUCAAUAGUUUGUUCCUGUGCACCUUUAUGGCCGGCGUGUGCUGUCUAGCGAUCUGGAUUAACGUCCAUGACCAGGCAACAAUCUGGGUAUUUGCAGUACUCUAUGGAUUCUUUGGUGGUGGAUACAUUGCCCUAUUCCCGACCGUCCAGCCCCAGGUCGUUGGCCUUGAACACAUCUCUCCUGCAGUCGGUCUACUAUACUUUACAAAUCUUUUUGGCUACAUGUUCGGCACCCCAAUUGCGUCUGCCCUCAUUAAUCGUAGUAGUCCCCCUCGGUACGAAGAUGGCGCAAUCUGGGCUGGCGUCACAGUCAUUGUCGGUUCCCUGUUUGCCGGAUGGCUGCGUGUACAAAAGGCAGGCUGGAAGUUUGUAAAGGUCUAA
Phycomyces blakesleeanus NRRL 1555(-) is the source of this 1269-nucleotide messenger RNA. RefSeq lists its product as hypothetical. Gene Ontology annotation, biological process: transmembrane transport. The record is from RefSeq and is a predicted model, not a curated record. Gene Ontology annotation, cellular component: fungal-type vacuole membrane. The transcript has 5 exons. The coding region runs from base 1 to 1269 and encodes 422 amino acids. NCBI's taxonomy places the organism in Eukaryota, Fungi, Mucoromycota, Mucoromycetes, Mucorales, Phycomycetaceae. Gene Ontology annotation, molecular function: transmembrane transporter activity.